AUGAGGAAUGAGAAAACCCUCUCAUUCUUUUAUUAUCUUCUGUUUUGCUUAAUAUUCAGUGUUUCCCUUAUUCCCAAUUCCUUUGUAUCAUCAACGCCUCACUACUCAAAUGAAACCGAUAGAAUUGCCCUUUUACAUUUUAAAAACCACAUUUCUGAUGAUCCAAGUGGAGUAAUUCUUAACUCCUGGAAUGACUCUUUGCACCAUUGUUAUUGGCAAGGAGUUAUUUGUGGCCACAAACACCAAAGAGUUGUGGAGCUGAGCCUUCCUGAUAAGGGCUUAGUGGGAACCAUAUCUCCUCAGAUUGGAAAUCUCUCAUUCCUCAGGGCAAUUGAGCUUGGUGGGAAUGGAUUUUCCGGCGAAAUUCCGGGGGAAAUUAGUUCUUUGUUUCGACUAAGGCACCUUAAUCUAUCCAUCAAUGCAUUUACAGGAGAAUUAGCUAAGGUUAACCUUAGCAACUGCUCAAAUCUUUGGUUUUUGGACAUUUCUAUAAAUGCCCUUCAAGGGAAUCUCCCACAAGACUUAGCCAAAUUGAAGAAGCUUAAAGCACUUCUCAUGGGUUCAAAUCAAUUGAGAGGUGGAAUCCCUGCGGCUUUUGGGAACCUUUCAUCGCUUCUAAUAUUGGCCAUGGAAGAAAAUGAUUUGGAGGGAAGUGUUCCUCAGGAGAUUGCAUUGGGGUGUAGGGAUUUGAAAAUCUUUUCACUUGGUUCCAAUAACCUAACUGGUAAACUAUCUUCUUCUUUCUUUAAUUUGACUUCCAUGAUGAAGAUUUCUGUGACUGAUAACUCAUUUGAAGGGACCAUUCCAAGCUACGUAGGAGACACCAUGCCAAACUUGCUUGUUUUUGAUUUUGCUGGCAACAAAUUUCAUGGUACCAUACCCGUUUCAUUUCCCAAUGCCUCUAAGCUACAAGUUCUUGAACUUUCAAGCAACUAUUUUGUAGGUAAAGUUCCACACAACAUUGGGCAGUUAAAAGAUUUUGAGACUUUGAACCUUGAGUACAAUUUUCUUGGUGGCAAUGACUUGGGUUUUCUAACCUCUCUAUCCAAUUGUAGUGAUUUAUAUUCCUUUUCAAUUGAGAGUAAUAGAUUUGAAACUAAGCUGCCAAAUAGCAUAGCUAACCUCUCAUCUAAACUCUCUUUUUUAACUCUCGGAGAUAAUAAGUUUGUUGGGACAAUACCGGUAGGAAUAAAAAAUCUAGCUAGCUUGAUCUUUUUGGGCCUAGAUAAUAACCUUUUAUCAGGUAUUAUUCCUAGCGAGAUAGGUAAGUUGCAAAAGCUACAAGGUUUGUGGUUACACCAAAAUCAAUUCUUGGGAAAAAUACCAUCUACCAUGUAUAACCUCACCUCUUUAGCUGAACUUGAUAUUCAUAGCAACAAUUUAGAUGGCAAAAUACCUUCAAAAGUGGAAAACUUUCGGAAUUUGUAUUUUUUGGAUUUGUCAAAUAACAAAUUCAAUGGCACCAUUCCACAAGAAGUUUUCGAUUUGUCAUCUUUGUCUAAGUCCCUUGACUUGUCCAGUAAUUCAUUCACUGGCCCAUUGUCUCCGGCCCUGGGAAAAUUGAAAACACUGAAUGAGUUACAUGUUUCUGGAAACAAAUUGUCGGGCAAAAUUCCACAAACAAUUGGAGAUUGUUUGAGCCUCGAAUAUCUUGAUAUGCAUGCUAAUCUCUUUGAAGGAAAAAUCCCACAUUCUUUUGUUUCUCUAAAAAGUAUGAGGCAUUUGGAUAUCUCAAACAACAAGUUAACUGGAGAAAUACCGAGAGAACUCCAAAAGCUCCCUCUAUUGCAAUAUUUAAACCUUUCUUUCAAUGAUCUAGAGGGGGAGGUACCAACAGUUGGAGUAUUUGCCGUGGCAACCAAUGUAUCAUUGCUUGGAAACAAAAAACUCUGCGGUGGUAUACCUGCGCUAAAGCUACCUCCAUGUCCUGUGAAGAAAACAAAACAUAAGAAACGUUCGAAGCUUCUAAUUGUUAUCUUCACAUGUAUCUGCUCGGCUCUGGUUUUUGCGUCAUUAAUUGCUCUUCUAGCAUUGUGUUGGAGGAAAGAAAAGAGGAUGAAGCUUGAUAAGCUAUCAAAAGUUGAAAAGCUUUCCAGAAUCUCUUACAAUGAUUUGCACCGAGCAACUAAAGGCUUCUCUGAGACAAAUUUGAUUGGUUCUGGAAGUUUUGGCUCUGUUUACAAAGGAAGAUUUGAGCAAGGUGGAGAACAAACAAUUGCGGUAAAGGUACUUGACCUACUAAAAAAUGGAGCUUCAAAGAGCUUUCUUGCAGAAUGUAAAGUGCUGAGGAACAUACGCCACCGGAAUCUUGUUCCUAUUUUGACAUGCUGCUCGAGUUGUGAUUCUGCUGGUAAUGACUUCAAAGCUCUAGUUUAUGAAUUUAUGGAAAAUGGGGAUCUGGAUACGUGGUUGCAUACACAUUCAACUAAUGCAAGGACGAUUGUUCUAAGUGUUCUUCAAAGGUUAAACAUUGCAAUUGAUGUAGCUUCUGCGUUGCAUUAUCUCCAUGAUGAUUGUGAGCUAACAGUUGUUCAUUGUGAUCUAAAGCCAAGUAACAUUCUGCUUGACAAAGAUUUAACUGCUCAUGUGGGUGACUUUGGGAUAUCAAGGCUUUAUUCAUGUACAUUUGGAGAUCCAAUUGGUGAACAAACUAGUACCAUUGGAUUAAAGGGCUCAAUUGGUUAUGUUCCACCAGAGUACGGGAUAGGAGCAAAAGCAUCCACUUUUGGAGAUGUGUAUAGCUUUGGAAUCCUUUUGUUGGAAAUGUUCACAGCUAAAAGACCCACGGAUAAUUUAUUCAACAGUGGAUGUAGCAGCCUUUGUGAGUAUGUAGAGAUGGCUUUGCCUGAGCAUGUGAUAGAGAUAGUAGACCCAUUGCUUUCAGCAUGCCUAGAAAAUAGUCAUGGAAUAACACCAGAUGUAGAGUUGGAGAAUCAGGGCAAUUUGCUAGAAAUUGAAGAGAGAAAGGGGCAUAACUUCUUCCUCUCCAUCUUCAAAAUUGGGCUCGCUUGUGCUUCAAGAUCACCAAUGGAUCGCAUGCAUAUGAAUGAAGUGAGCAGAGAAUUGCACAAGAUUAAAAAGGCCUUCUUUGCAUAA
Ipomoea triloba (trilobed morning glory) is the source of this 3096-nucleotide messenger RNA. Its product is annotated as putative receptor-like protein kinase At3g47110. The record is from RefSeq and is a predicted model, not a curated record. NCBI's taxonomy places the organism in Eukaryota, Viridiplantae, Streptophyta, Magnoliopsida, Solanales, Convolvulaceae. Gene Ontology annotation, molecular function: ATP binding; protein kinase activity; protein binding. The transcript has 2 exons. Bases 1 to 3096 code for a protein of 1031 amino acids. Gene Ontology annotation, biological process: protein phosphorylation.